AUGGCUCGUGGUGCUGCUGCUCCUGUUGCUGCCACCCAAUCCUCCAACAGAGACGAUCAGGACACCUCGCUUCCCCAGGACGCAAAGGCGAGUAAGCGGCGUUGUGUGCAAUCUGCCUGUGUGCCAUGUCGUAAACGCAAGUCCAAGUGCGACGGCAGCACGCCCGUAUGCGCCACCUGUACUGCCGUCUACAAGACGGAAUGUUUCUACGACGCGGAGAGCGAGAGCCGGCGUACCAAGGGGGGCCAUGCCAGUACCACCAAUGUUGGCACCAAGCGCGAUGCUUCGUCGAUAGCUACCCUCGCCCCUGAACCCACAUCCAACGCCGAUUUCAUCGUCAACUCGCUAAGAAGAUUGCCCGAGGAACACGUCAACGAGCUUAUCCAGCACAUUCGCAGCAACCCUAACCUCGACACCGCCGGCUUGGCAGAAACAUGGCGCAAAAACGUAACCCUGAACCCCAGUACGCCCGUCGAGGGCCAGAGCCUCGAGUCCGAUCUAAGUGUACUCCUCGGAAAGCCGGCAGUAACACUCACCGGCCAAAGUCGACAUUUUGGGCACUCGGCCAGCUUGGCUCUAGUCCCUGAAGAAGCGAACUUCAGCGGCGUUUGGCCGCGUAUGACCAGCGUGAAGCCAGAGCGCCAGGGAUCAACAUGGACAAACGUGACCGACGACAUGGCCUUUGUCGAGAGGCUACUUGACCUCUACUUUACAUGGAGCCAUCCCUUCUACGUUCUCUUCAGCCGCGAAUGCUUUUACAAGGACUUUAGAGCUGGUCGCGACAAGUAUUGCUGCUCCCUCCUUGUUAAUGCCAUAUGUGCAUACGCCUGCCAUCUCACAGAUGAACCUGCGGGCCGUACAGACCCGUCCAACUUCCGCACAGCGGGCGAUCACUUCUUCGCCGAGGCCAGGCGAUUACUCUUCGAGGAUGAAACCCCGAGUCUUACAACAGUCCAGGCGCUCUGCAUCAUGUCGAUGCGUGAGCCGAGUACAGGGCGAGAGAGCUCUGGAUUUGGCUACAUGGGACGAUGCAUGCGCAUGUGUGUCGAACUUGGCCUACAUCUAGACUAUGGUGCCAGCGCCACACUUGGACUGACACCAAGCGAAGUCGAGGUUCGGAAAGUCACCUUCUGGGGCUGCUUUACCGUAGAGAAUGUCUGGACCGUCACUACUGGAAGAAUCUCCCAGCUUCCCCGCGCCGCAAUUACUCUCCAGAAACCCAUACUCGAAGAAGCUCCCGGUAUUCCAGAGGCAUUGUCUGGCACCCCGCACGCCAAUACUGGUAUUGUAACUACCCGCAUGUUUCUGCAGGAGUUCACAUCACUUUCCGAGCUGGUCAAUGACAAUAACCACAUGUUCUUUGCCCCAAAAGAGCGACUUACCAGCAACAAACUCCUCGGUUGUUACAAUAGAUACAAAGCCUGGUACAGAAAGUUGCCCUCUUCAUUGGGAAUUGAUGGCAAGAAAGAGCCUGAACCACACAUUUUGGUGCUACAUAUGUUCUACUGGACCAUAAUUGUUCACCUCUUCCGACCGCUGCUUAAAGUCGAGCUCAUCCACUCCGACGUACGCCCGCGCGACAUCUGCGUUGAAGCAGCCAACAACGUAUCGAGAAUUGUUAGGUUCUACCGAAAGUUUUACGAUUUUCGACAAGCGCAUCUGAUCAUACCACACAUCUUGCUCACCGUCUGUGUGUUGCACUUGCUCUAUUCCAAGGAAAACCCGGUAUCUCGCCAAAACCUUGUUGAAGGACUACAGGGUCUUGAGGACCUCCACGAAUGCCAUUACUUUGGAGCAAGAAGCUUUCGGAUCAUAUACGCCUUGUCCAAGACUUGGAACUUGCCAUUUCCAGAAGAGCUCAGCAAUUCAAAGCUGAUACCGAAGAACGAUCCAGAAAAUCCCCAUGGUCGAAUGAGUCCCCCAGGAGAGCCCCUUUUGAUGGUUCCAAGCUCUCAGACGAUUACUGGUAAUCGCAUAGGGCCUGGAGCCAUCCAUCCGCCUCAGCCUCAACGGCGAGAGAGUUUGUCCAUGUUUGCAUCUCAAAACAUGAUGCAGUUGGCUUCACACCCUGCCAACUCGAGAGCAAGCAGCGUCGUCUCUAGCCAACGCCACUCGUCGCCUGCCGUAAGGCACGAAACCGUUCAGGGCGGUUACAAUAACAACAUGUCGCUUCCUUACCAGUAUACACCUCCUCUAUCGUCAGCAACCAACAUGCCCACAACAAUAGCCUCAUCUACGGUAGACACUGCAGAAACCAUGUUCUGGACCCCAAUGCCCGGUAUUCCUGGUCCUAUACUCCCACGACACAACUACCAACAGAUGAGCCCCAUGGGCCUCGAAAGCGUCCUGCACAAUACCGACAUAGGCGACCGCCUUGGACGCGACGGUUUCCGAAUCAACGAAGACUGGCGCUCCAGCCACGUCAAUGGCUUCGCCACGGGUGUUGGAGCAAAUGUGUAUCCUCAGACCAACCCCCAACACAAUGACACGUAUGCGCACCGACCAAGUUUUGCCGCACAGUCGGCAUACCCGCCGGACCCGCACCAUGGACACCAUGGACAAGACGGGUACGACGCUGGGUGGUGGCAGGGCCCGCACGAAUCUUCGGAACACAUGAGCUGA
Exserohilum turcica Et28A is the source of this 2622-nucleotide messenger RNA. RefSeq lists its product as uncharacterized. Gene Ontology annotation, molecular function: zinc ion binding; DNA binding; DNA-binding transcription factor activity, RNA polymerase II-specific. The transcript has 5 exons. Gene Ontology annotation, biological process: regulation of DNA-templated transcription; DNA-templated transcription. The record is from RefSeq and is a predicted model, not a curated record. Lineage: Eukaryota; Fungi; Ascomycota; Dothideomycetes; Pleosporales; Pleosporaceae. Bases 1 to 2622 code for a protein of 873 amino acids.